GGUACAGGUACUAAGAACAGUUUGUAACGUCGCAUCUAGUUGCCGCAUUUGUGUGUAUAUUAUGUAUUGAUGUUAUUGUGUGUGUACUGCAGUGAAUAUAUAACUAAAUAAUUAAUUUGUUCCAAAGUAAAUUAAUAAAAAGUGUUAGAAAAUAAUCGGUUUCUUCGUGAUUGUUUUUCGUUAAAAUGGCGAUGACUUCUUCACAAGUAAAGCAACAGCAGCAAAACAACAUGGCCGGUAGUGGAACGGGCUGGCCACGAAGAAAUAGUCAAAAUUCAGCUGCUGUAGUUGGCGCUACAUCUACAUUUGAUACAAAAUUCCCCGCACCUUCUGCUGCAAUUAACAGGAUAAUCAACUUGUAUCCUCUUACAAAUUAUACUUUUGGAACAAAAGAACCACUAUUUGAGAAAGACCCCAGCGUUCCUGCCAGAUUUCAAAGAAUGCGAGAUGAAUUUGAAAGAAUUGGAAUGAGAAGGAGUGUUGAAGGUGUUUUAUUAGUACAUGAACAUGGAUUGCCGCAUGUUUUGCUUUUGCAGCUAGGAACUACCUUUUUCAAGCUUCCCGGUGGGGAACUGAACACCGGCGAAGAUGAAGUGGAAGGACUGAAACGGCUGUUAACUGAGACGUUGGGAAGACAAGACGGUGUCAAACAAGAGUGGCUUAUCGAAGACAUCAUAGGCAACUGGUGGAGACCCAACUUUGAACCGCCUCAGUAUCCCUACAUUCCAUCGCAUAUUACUAAGCCCAAGGAACAUAAACGUCUCUUUUUAGUACAACUUCAAGAGAAGGCUUUAUUUGCUGUUCCUAAAAACUACAAGUUAGUAGCAGCACCAGUGUUUGAAUUGUAUGACAAUUCUCAAGGAUAUGGACCUAUAAUUUCUUCGCUUCCUCAAGCCUUAUGCAGGUUUCAAUUCAUCUACAUGUGAAAAAAAUGAAUCUUUGGAGGAAAGUCGAAAGAAAAGAAGAUAUAUCAAUUGAUUUCAAGGUAUUUUAAAAGUGAAUGAUCGCUGACAAUUAUUGAGACUUUAUUUUAGAGUUAGUUUGAUGUGUAUAUAAUAAAAAAGAUCUAAUUACGUAUUUUUCCGGAUAAACCAAGUAAUUGCUAGGCUCUGAUUCUGAUUAAAAAAAGAAAGUAAUGAUAAUAAAGUAGCGUUAAGAUUAAAAGUGAGUAGUUUCUAAUAUAUUUAUUGUAAUUAGUAUUAAGAAUCAGUUCAGUUUUUCGACAUUUUUUUUAUCGUUCAAAACAGCGGAAUAAACUACAGGGUGCGUUUUGUUAAUUAUUGCACUUUGAAUUUCGUGACAUUUAUAUGUUACUUUUAUAAUACAAAAAAAAUACACAUUACUGUAUUUAAAA
Molecule: messenger RNA, 1354 nt
Organism: Agrilus planipennis (emerald ash borer)
Lineage: Eukaryota; Metazoa; Arthropoda; Insecta; Coleoptera; Buprestidae
Gene: Cpsf5
Product: cleavage and polyadenylation specificity factor subunit 5
Exons: 5
Coding region: 186-926 (246 amino acids)
Cellular component (GO): mRNA cleavage factor complex
Molecular function (GO): mRNA binding
Source: RefSeq, a predicted model, not a curated record